UGAUUUUUGGAUUCCAGACACCGAAACGACUACGAGUGACGCGUGCUUCCCGUCAUCCGACUCGUCCCAUGCUUGCCGUCAUCGGCUGGUAAUCUUGAUAAUGCACUUCGUGCCUCUUUGGGCAGGUAUCUAAUCCUGCUCCCGGCCGACGAUCCCGAUCCGCCCUCUCCACUAUAUAUACAACCCGCCUUCUCUCGAUCUUCUUUUCCAACUCCAGUCAGUCUACGAUGAGGUCCUUCAGCUCCAUUGCCUGUGCCCUCCCUCUGCUCGCCUCUGUGGCGACUGCAGCCCCUGCCGUGUUCAAGGGCUUUGAGAAGCGGGAUCCCGCUGCUGUUCCCGAUGGUGGCGUCGACGCUCGCCCCAACGCCAGCGCUCCCAUCUACCACACUGACAGUGACUUCGAUUUCCAGUCACUCAACUUGGCUUUGAACCAGGAGUGGAUCGAGCUUGACCUUUUCCGAUACGGUGUCGAGCGUUUCUCCGAGGAAGAAUUCGCUGCCGCCGGCAUCGACGCCGAAGACAUCUCCCUCAUCAACUUUAUGGCCGACCAAGAAGUCGGCCACGCUACUCUCCUCACCAACAUCCUCUCCUCCCACGGGCGCACCCCCGCCAAGCAGUGCACCUACCAGUACGACUUUGAAACUGUCCGCGACUUUGUCAACUUUUGUCAGAGGUUGACGAGGUGGGGUGAGAGUGGUGUUUAUGGCUUCUUGCCGCACCUCGACUCGCGACCCUCGGCGCAGCUCUUGUUGCAGUCCAUCACUACCGAGGCCAGGCAGCAGAUGAUCUUUAGGCAGUUUUCGGGUGCGCACCCCAUGCCAGUGUACUUUGAGACUGGUAUCUCCCAGUCUAUGGCUUGGUCUUUGCUCCAGCCUUACCUCGCUACUUGUCCCGCCGAGAACCCUCGCAUUGAAUGGCAAAUCUACCCCAACCUCAACGUCGUGAACGAAACCAGCCUUCUCGUCGACGGCUACAACGCCGCCAUCACCCACAACCGCACCUCCCUCACCUCCCCCGGCCAGCAGGUCCACUUUACCUGGGACGCUCCCGGGCAAAACACUUCUUGGAACUCUUCUUACACUACUUCCAUUGGUGGUAACGUUACUGACACCACCCCCAAGUACGUCGCUUGGGUCAGUCAGCUCAACACUACCUACACCGAGUUCAACUCCACCGGCAACUACUCUGGCUACACUUACCAGCCCGACGGCGUCGUAUUCGACAACACCUCUGACGGUGUCGUGAACGGCACCAUGUUUGUUGGUUUGACCGACUCGAACCCUUAUGUUACGCCAUACAACUUGUCCUUGCUCAAUGAUGUUCUCAUUGCUUGGGGCGAGUACCAGGCUAACUAAGCGGACAAGUUAUUGUUCAGUGAAGGGUUGGAUAUUAUAAUCGUUGACUCAAAAGCAGAAUAGUAUAAUGAGCGAAACUCAAAUAGUGAAUAACAUCUGUGCUAUGCACAAGCACCAUGUAUAUAAUAUGUCGGGUGCUGUACUUGUCGCUGCAUGCGGGAUUCUCUGCAAAUCCUUCUCACCG
Molecule: messenger RNA, 1539 nt
Organism: Cryptococcus amylolentus CBS 6039
Lineage: Eukaryota; Fungi; Basidiomycota; Tremellomycetes; Tremellales; Cryptococcaceae
Exons: 5
Coding region: 228-1355 (375 amino acids)
Source: RefSeq, a predicted model, not a curated record